Messenger RNA from Syzygium oleosum, 3703 nucleotides. Its product is annotated as disease resistance protein RUN1-like. The coding region runs from base 90 to 3686 and encodes 1198 amino acids. The record is from RefSeq and is a predicted model, not a curated record. Gene Ontology annotation, molecular function: ADP binding. The transcript has 4 exons. Gene Ontology annotation, biological process: signal transduction; defense response. NCBI's taxonomy places the organism in Eukaryota, Viridiplantae, Streptophyta, Magnoliopsida, Myrtales, Myrtaceae.
AGUAACAUAAAAGAAAUUCAGUAGUGCCUGAGCCUUUCUUGAUCAGGUGCUCUGAGAUAGGAAACCCUCAUAAGAAAAUACUCGUGAGAAUGGACAUGAGGAAGAGCUCGGAGGCUGAAACGAGUGGCGGUGAGUCGUCGGCGAUUGACUACGAGGUCUUCUUGAGUUUCAGGGGGCCAGACACUCGCCAAGGAUUCACGGAUUGCCUUUACCACGGUAUGCUAGACGCGAACAUCCGUGUUUUCUUCGACGAGGAAGAGCUCCACGUCGGCAAAGAAAUAGGCGACGAGCUACCGACGGCCAUCGAAAAGUCGAAGAUCUACAUACCCAUCUUCUCUAAAGAUUAUGCUUCGAGUGCAUGGUGCCUUCGUGAGCUAGCACACAUGGUGGAGUGCAAGAUAUCCAAACCAUCCGAGAAGGAAAUUAUGCCGAUUUUCUAUGACGUAGAACCUCGCGACGUUAAGCUGAAGUCUCAACGGUACAUCGGCGCUUUGGAGGAGCACGAGGAGAAGUUCGGCCCCCAGACGAGGGGAAAGUGGGAGGAUGCCCUCAAAAGCGUUGCCAAAAUCAAAGGAUGGGAGUUGAAAAAGCAAGGGCAUGGGAAAUUCAUUAAAUCGGUGAUACAAGAGAUUUUGAUGAGUCUAAAGAUAAAGGACAAAUAUGUGACCGAGCAUUUAGUCGGAAUGGACGAUCGAGUGGAAACUGUUGUGAAGUUGUUGGAUGUGAACUCUGGGGGCAUACGCUUUGUGCUAAUCCAUGGAAUGGGUGGAAUCGGCAAAACGACUCUCGCUAAGGUUGUGUUCAACAAACUAAAUUCCCACUUCAGUCAUUGCUGCUUCCUCGGAAAUGUCCGGGAAUCGUCGCUCAGCUUUGACCUAAAAAAUUUGCAGAAACAAUUAUUAUCUGACAUUUGUGGUUUGGGCUUUCAUGACAAAAUUAACGAUGUCGAAGAUGGGAUCAAGGUGAUUGCGAAGCGACUUUCUGACAAGAAACUCUUCAUUGUUCUCGACGAUGUGAGUGAUGAGGAGCAACUCGAGAAACUAGCCAUCAAGCACGUUUCAUUUGGCUCGGGAAGCAGAGUUAUUUUGACAACUAGGAACAGGAGCAUCAUAGAAGCUGACCAAACUCUAGAGUACGAAGUGAAGCACUUGGAUUCCGGUCAAUCACUCGAGCUUUUCAGUAGACACGCUUUUGGAAAGAAUCCUCCUCCAUAUGAUUAUGUUGAUCUUUCGAGACAAGUAGUUUCUACGACCGGAGGGCUUCCCCUCGCUCUCGAAGUCGUAGGCUCAUUACUUCGUCGCCAAAGCAAACCCUUAUGGAUAGAUGUGCUGGACAAUCUAAGAGAAAUACCUCAUGAGAAGGUCCAGGACAAGCUGAAGAUCAGCUACAAUGUGUUGAGUCAUGAGCAAAAACAGAUCUUUCUCGACAUUGCCUGUUUUUUUGUGGACGAAGACAUGACAAAUGCAUUCUACAUGUGGAAGGAUUGUAGGUUUUUCCCGAAUUAUUCGAUUCAAGUCCUUGUCUGCAUGUCCUUGAUAAAGAUAACCGAUGACAACAAAUGUUGGAUGCACGACCAACUACGAGAUCUCGGGAGGAAAAUUGUCCUUGGAGAUACGAGGCUGAUGGAUCGAACAAAGCAGAGCAGGUUGUGGGAUUAUGAGACGGCCAAUAAUAUCAUAAGAACAGAAGAGAGAAAGGAGGCCAUUGAAGCAGUCUGCUUAGCUGGAAAGACCUAUAGGAGCAAAGAGUUUUCAAAGCUUCCAAACAUAAGGUUCCUCAAACUAAGUAGGGCACAAUUAGAUGGAGACUUUGAGAAUCAGCUUUCAGAGUUAAGAUACAUGUCUUGGCCUUUCUGUCCUCGAAAGUUCUUGGCAAUCAAUUUCCAUCCAACCAAUCUUGUAGUUCUCAAACUGUCUGAUAGUUUCAUCACGGAGGAUUGGGCUGGAUGGAGUCAAAUCAAGGUUGCCAAGAAGCUUAAAGUUUUGGAUCUCACGGAUUGCUUUUACCUGACGAAGACUACAGACUUCUCUCAUUAUACGAGUUUAGAGAGAUUGAUCCUUGAAAAUUGCUGGAGUCUAAUUGAAGUUGAUGAUUCUCUUGAAAAGCUCAAGUGCCUGGUUUACUUUAAUGCGAAUAGGUGUACAAGUCUUAGGGAGUUGCCUGAAGGAAUUGGACAGCUAGAGAAGCUUGAAUACUUGUAUUUAAGCAAUUGCACAGAGUUGAGGAAGCUACCCAAAUCAUUUGAGAGAGUGGCAUCACUGGUAGAGUUGGAUCUCUCAUAUACGGCCAUCAAGAGAUUACCCGACUCUAUUGGUAACCAAAAGCACUUGUCAGUACUUAAAUUGCGAUCUACGAAAAUCAAUGAACUUUCUAGUUCUAUCGGGAACCUACGGAAACUUAAGUCUCUCAUUCUAUCGUAUACUAGAAUAGGGGAACUCCCUAUGUUGAUUGGGAACUUGGAAUCGCUACUCAAGUUGGAUGUCUCGGGAACGCAAUGUCUACGGUUACCUGAAUCUAUCGGAGACCUAAGUAGAUUAAAAGUCAUCAAUAUUUCGCAUUCUUCGAUAACGGAGCUACCGCGGAGCAUUGUCGCGCUAAAAGAGUUGGAAGAGCUAUAUGCCACGGGUUGCAAGUCUCUGAAAUGGGAAAUUCCCGAGGACAUUUGGGAAUUAUCGCUUUUGAGAGUCCUUGACUUGAAAUCAACCCGUAUUGGAAAUGUUCCGGCAACGAUCAAACUACUUCCUCACCUAGAGAAAUUGGAAAUGUUUGGAUCAAGUUCGCUGCGGUCGGUUCCGAAUCUCUCAAACCUAACUAAAUUGGCGGAUUUGGCCUUCGGUGAUUGGGGUCUGAACAGUCCUCCGUUCUCGCAAGAUGGUCCUUUUUUCUCCCAAGAUGGUCCAUGCCUACAAUUCCUCACGCUCCUUCCACCGUCUCUGUCAACAUUGUCACUUAAAUUUCAUAAAUGCACAACCAGUUUGUCCUUUCAUUGCAAUUUGAGAAACUUGACGUAUUUGCACAUUUAUGCGUGCCGUUGGAAGGAAGUCCAAGUCGAUGGGCUUGAACAGUUGAUUGAAUUCGAAGUGAUAAGGUUAGAACUCCUCGAGGGAUUUGCCGGUCUUUCAAGGUUGAAGAGGUUGAAGCAGUUGAGGCUGAUGUAUUGCCCAAAUCUAACUGCCAUCCAAGGUCUUGGUUCGGUGGAGUCGUUGGAGCGAUUGGAAAUACACAGGUGUCCUAAGAUUGAAAGUCUAGAUGAUCUAUCGGAUUUGAAAAAGCUGGAGUCCUUGUGGAUUCGAGAUUGCGAUGAGCUUCUGGCGGUUAAGGGCCUGGAUGAACUAGAGGCUCUCAAACAUUUGACAUUUAGCAAUUGCAGGUCAUUGAGAAGUUUCCCUAGUGUACUCAAUUGGAAAGCACCAGACGAGUGCUCACUGUCAAUUUUCGGCUGCCCAAAUUUAGGAGAAAGUUCGAUUGGAGGCCGCGUCAGCGAGUACAAGCAACGGAAAGUCCGGGAAGAAAGAGGGAAGAAAAGAAAGAGGAGCGAAAGAAAGAUGAGGCGGCCAUUCUCUCGGGCUUGGGCUCUCGUGUUGCCCAAAUUUAGAAGAAACUUUGUUUAUAAACAGUUAGCAAGUACAAGCACCGGAAAGUCCGGGAAGAAAGAGGGGAAGAAAAGAAAGAGGAGUGCAAGAUGAAGCGGCCAUUCUCUAAG